Porites evermanni is the source of this 6138-nucleotide messenger RNA. Lineage: Eukaryota; Metazoa; Cnidaria; Anthozoa; Scleractinia; Poritidae. The record is from the annotation of a GenBank genome assembly.
GGAAUAUUAGCCCAGGAUUCACAUGGCUACAUAAAGGGAAAAUUUGGGCCAACAUAUAUUGCCGCUUCAUACAUCAAGUACAUAGAGUCCGCCGGUGGCAGAGUUGUUCCGAUUCGGUAUCCUUUGUUAUGACAUGCACUGUUUUCUAUAUUGUAGUUGGUUUAUUCAAGUACAAACUCUGUUCUAAAGCAUGGAUAAACUAUCUUUUGCUCCGUUAAAGAUAAUGUAAAUCAUUUUUCCUAAUUCUAAUUUUAAUAAUUCUAAUGGUAUAAUCUGCAAAGGGUAUAUCCCAUCACGGCAGAUAUGCAGAUGUGAAUGUGCUUAUGUUAAACAUACAAUUAUGGUGCUAGUAUAAAGUUAAAAAAACAGUCAGCGUCUUUACAGGUGGCACAUGACGGCCUUUUUGAAAGCCUCUGAUCUACUGACUGCUUUUCUAUGACACUACAGUGAAACCUCUAUCAAGUGGACCACCAAUAUAAUGAAGCGGACACCCUCUUCUAAGCAGACACUGAACCCGGUCCUGAAAUUAACAUCUUACAUUUUCCUUUAUAACGAACCCCUAUUCAGCAGACACCUCUAUUAAGCGGACGCUAAACACUAAAAUAAAUUAUGUUUGGCUAAUUUCUAUAAAAACCUCUAUUAAGCGAAGACUGGACUGAAUUAACAAUAGCAGUAUUGGAUUACGUGCUUGAAAUACGUACUGAAGUCAGUUGAUGUUUUUGCAUUUACAAACAAAUUAAAGUUGGUAAUGAACCUUGAACUCUGGAUAGCCUCCUUAACAACAUGGAACUUUAUCACAGUACAGAGUAACCGUUGAAUGUUAAUUGUUUACAAACAUUGCAUAAUUUUUAUAAACUCUACUAAGCAGACACCCUCUAUUAAGCAGACACUUGGGAAGGUCCCAAAGGUGUCCGCUUAAUAGAGGCUUCACUGUAUUUGGUAAGGAGUUCCAGUCUCUGAUUGUAACUAAGUAAGUAACUUUAUUCAAUCAGGGUAGCCCAUUGAGAAAUAAAAAUGUAGGUAUUAUUAUACGUGUAAUAAAACUGUGUUGGGGACCCAAAAUCAAAGUAAAAACUCAAUGGGAAACUCGUGGAUACAUUGUUUAGAAAAGUUGAAAUUGUAUACCCAAGAAAAAUUAAGGCUACCUUGCAUGUAUAGAUAUGUUAAACACGCUUUGUACAUGUGUAUCCACAACUUCUAAAAAUUAAUCAGUAAUACUAAAAAUGUGGGCAGUUUUUUGGUGUGUUUUCUGUUUUUAAUGGUUUAAGGUGGCUCCCUGGCCUAAAGUAAAAUGAGGGUGCGCAGGCUGAGCACUAUUAUUGCGCGAGCUUUAUUUUCUGCACAAUGUCCAUGCAAAAAUUAAAAAAACAUGGCUUCUCAGUUUUGAAAUAUUCCCCGAAAAAAAAAACUUGAUUAAAUAAUUCUUGAGUCCUUUUAUGCAAGACAUUUGGUUAGUGUUGCUCAAACAUUUAUGAGAGGAGAAAAUUUUAUCGAGAUACAUUAAGCUAUCUAUCUCCAUAAGCAUGAAACACAUCAUAAACAAAGCAGAAACUUUUAUUUCCAAAGGCAUCAAAUUAUUUUGCGUUACUGCGCUUUUCAUAAACACACUAACUCUGAAGUUCAAAAGCCAAUUGACGAAUGCAUUUUUCACUGCCAUCUGCAUCAUCUAAGCGGACCUCUUGGGAAACAGAACUUUACUUAAACGGGUUCACAAGGUCAUGGUUUGUGAUCUGUGAUUGGUGGAUUUCAAUCCUUUUUGUUUGUUUCUGUGUUUCAAGGUUCUUGCUUGUGAUCGUAAUUAUGAUUGACGGCAGCGAAAAAUGCAAUUGUGAAGGUGGCUUUUGAACUUUAGAGUUUCGCGUGGUUGUGAAAAGCACAAAGUCAGUAAAAGUAGUCAAACAUAAAAUAAAAGUGGUGUCAAAGUAAAUGUGAGACUUCUAGUAGUACUUGCGAUCCAAUGUUAUAACUAUGAAACCAUACGUAUGGAAUAUUUUUUAGCAAUCAGCCAUGCAGCUUUAUUGGCAGGUUAAAAAUUAAAGGUGGCUGGCAGGUCAGUCUACGGACUUAUGAAUAUACUAAUUAACAUGUCAUACCAUUUUGUUAAAAAAUUAACCUCUGGUAGAAAUGACUUGAGUGAAGAACAGCUAGAAAAACUGUUUAGUUCUAUAAAUGGGUAAGUAUCAUGCAGAUUACUUGUUGGACUUACAAAACUGAUCAUAAUAAAGUGAAGAAGGUAUUUAACACUGUAGCAGUUUUGGCCAUUAAACUAUGGCUUUUUUUAAGCUAUUAGAAAAUACCCAUUUUUUUGAAGUAAAAACACCAUAGACGCCUUGCUUUUUUGUACAUGUAGCUAAUGUUAAAAAAAUAUAAAUGGGCUCUUAUUAAGGAUAAGUAGGAUAUUAAUAAGUAGAGGUAAUGGUUUCUUGUUUGCAUUUUUAAACAAUAGUAUUGGAGCCAAGAGGUAAGGUCUAUAGUCAUAAAAUUUUACCCAUCUCCACUUAACCCAUAUUGAUUUAAUACAGUAUAAUCUUCUUGUUCAUUAAGUUUUCUUUUUCUCCCUCUCUCUCUCUCUUUCUCUGAUUUAGGGUCUUAUUUCCAGGGGGUGCUGUAAGUGUCUUUGAUUCACAGUAUGCACGAACAGGCAAAAUACUCUUCAAUCUGGCAAUGAAGGCAAACGAUGUAGGAGAUGUGUUUCCACUCUGGGGAACCUGUCUUGGUUUUGAGUUCCUUAGUGUCUGUGGUGCAGGAGGACAAAAUGUUUUAUCAUCUGUAGAUGGUGAAGACUAUGCUAUUCCUUUAAACCUCAGUGAUGGUAUGUCGUACUCAUGCCUGGUCCUCACUAGUGAUGCAAACAAUAGGGGCAAUGUAUGAAAGACGGUACAUAAACAUGUUUAAAAAGUUGGGCAAGGUUCAGGUUACAUACUUACAGAGGAGAAACUUUUGUGAGUUUUGCAUUUUUUAAUUGGCUGCACUAGAGAGUCACAUACUUAUAGCCAUGGAAACAAUUAUUAUUCCAACAUAUUCCUGGAUUCAAGUAUUGUCACUCGUAUAAAUUUCAGUGAUAUGCCCUUAAAGGAACUGAGGUUAUAGCACCAAGAAUUAACAAGUUAUAUAUAGUUUCUAUCAUGAAAAUGAUCAGAGUGUACAUAAAGUGAACCUUCCAACAUUCUUAUAAUCAUUGUCAUUAUACUCAAUACUUUUGUUAUGUUGAUAUUUAGUUUUACAUUAUGUAAUUUUUUCUUGUUUAUUAUUACAUUAUUUCUGAUUAUCUUUCAGGCUAUGAGUCAAGCAGACUUUUAGGAUAUGCCCCUGAAGAGAUUAUUACUUAUCUCAGAACAGAAAAUGUUACUUAUAACCAUCAUCGGUACUGUGUUUCCACUGAUGUGAGUAGAUUUCUGAAGAUUUUUUGGUUCUGUUUUGGAAAAGGCCUAAAAAGGACCACCCUGGGUAUUAGAGGUUAAUUUCUCAUGUGCAGUAGAAUGCUUCAGUGUCCUGAGACACAGGCUAACAGGACAGAAACUGGAAAUGGUGCAUGAAAAGUUUCUGGCACCCAGGGUAGAGGAAGACCAAUGAACUGUUUUAUUUAUUUAUCUUUUUUUGAGCCCCUUCUAACAUUUCCUUGUCUCUGCAACAACUGCCUGUUUUUGUCACAGCAGAUUUACUCUUGGGUCCUCUACAACAGCCACACAUCUUUAUUCCCGUCCCUGUGUUUGAAAAUUUAAUUAACGAAAGGACAUGAUUAUGGUCACCCAAAUGGCAUAUCUUGUUUUAAUGAAAAGUUUUAUCUGUCUGUUGUAGACUUACUACAAUAAUGGCGCUCUCAAAAAGUUCUACAAAGUAUUGUCAACCAACAGAGACAAAGAAGGAGUCAAGGAGUUUGUAUCCACUAUUGAGGGUAAUGAUGUGAAUCUAUGAAAAGUGUAGUGUUGGAUGUUAUCUUUGUAUGGCGCUUUCCUUUUGUCAGAACUGAGCAGCCAGACCAUUCCAUCAUUACGAGAAUUUCACUUUUGAUCAAAACUAUCCAGCCAGAAAAUUCAAAUCCUAAAUAGUGUGCACGAAGGAGAUAGGUUUUCAUCAAAGACUCUUGGUCCAGCUGGCCGCGGUUCUGACUUUUGGAAAACAUCCAUAGUUUCUGUUAAGAUCUUAGCAGCAGCUACAUUUUUGUGUCCACAGCUUUCAAAACAUCCAAGAGCGAGCGAAAUGAAGGAAAGAAUUUCCUGUUUUCUGACUGGCUACUCAAAAGGCAAGCCCACUCAGGAUUUUCUGCUUUGUUCUGGCACAAAAAAAAGACUUUUGACCACAUGAUAAUUUCUUUAUUGACCAUGCUUGUUCAAAACAAAUAAAAAACUUGACCUCCUGCUUUGUCAACAACUACUUUUUUUACAGCUGAUAAGGGAACUGGAGCUGAAAUGUGUCCGCAAUUGUUUUUGGGAUUGUUCCUGGGGAUGCACCGGUCAGCUGUUGGUCAAUACUUUUCCCCUUUCCUUGGAAACAGUGCUAGAAGUCAUUUUUAAAGUUAACGUGGCAUAGUGUCUUUCUCGUUUUUCUAAACUGGCAAACAUAACAAUUCUAUCGCCUUUUGGAUUUAGGAUGUUAACUGUUUCAUGCUACGAGCAAAGUCUCCAAAACACUGUAUACUUAAUACUUCUUGCUUCUUUCCAUGCUCUAGGUCGUGAUUACCCGUUCUACGGAGUUCAGUGGCAUCCCGAGAAAAACCCCUUUGAAUGGACGUCUGCAGCAGUCAUUAAUCACUCAAAGAAGGCAGUACUGGUGACUCAAUACGUGGCAGAUUUUUUCGUCAACCAAGGUGUGUUUCCGACUCUAGACUACGAGUAGUCCCCAUUUUUCCUCAGGGAUAGUAGAACGAGCGAAACGCGAGCGCACGUGAAAAUCAACCCACGCAAGACUACUCGUAGUCUAUUCCGACUCAGGUUGACCAGGGUGGGAUUCACACAGCCUUCUUUAGUCAUGUUAUACGUUAGUAUCAUUAGGAUAUGAAUCAGAAUCAUGCCCCAAAUUUGGAGCUGCGUCGAUGCCAGCGUUUGACGUUAGGAAGCUACUACAGGAAUAGACUUGCAAGACGGAAGAAGGGAGCACAUUUGGAAUAUUCCCUCUGACCUGCCGUGCAUUGUUCGCACGUGUUAUGCACCCUUACAUCUUAACCAAGCACCAUUUGCCAAUCACGGUGGGUUAUGAGCAAGGUUUUAAUAGCACAGUCGGUUAAUGCGCGGCCUUCUCUUUGGAAGGUUCCGAGUUUGAUUCCCAGUUGUGACCACAAAUCCUUUAAGUAGCUUUGAAUACCUGAAAACGGAGCAAUGAUGGAGAAGAGAGGUGAAGGUGAGGGGGUAAAAUUUUGGCUCUUUUACGGCUGCUGGUUAACAUUUUUCAGUUACGGUUAACAAAAAAGUUAAAGAUUAACUGUUUAUUGUCUAGGUCUAAGCUACACAAAAGGCUUGGCCUAACGUGCGUACGGAGUCAAAGCACAGAAAGUAGCCGGGACAUAAAAACGUAACCAUAAGUGAGUUUAACACCUUUCUUAAAUUAACAAACCUAGCAAGGGAUCAAUUUCUUUUACGGUUAACUCUUUUUACCCUAUUUACAGCUAACGGUUAAAUUUUUUCAAUUUUUACGGCUAUCGACUAAAUUUUAGGCCGUUUUACGCCUAUCAGUUAACCCCAUUGUGACCCUCUAAAAAGCGUGAUGCAAGAGCAGAGCUGCUGGUUUAUUCAUAAAAACCAAUUGUUUUUUGACGUUUUCGUUUUCGUCGUCGUUGUGGUUGCGUAAGCUCCCUGUUAAUUCAACUGGUAAACUUGGGGUCGACUGUGCGUUCAUUUUAAUCCCUCUCUCCCUCCGUUUUAAGAGUAUAUCAAGCGAGUUAAAGCUGGACAGAAAUAAGAGAAGUCGAAACAAGGAUGUGACGUCACCGGGGCCGCGCACUAUCAAACUGUGCCACUUGCUCCUUGAUAUACUUUGAUCUCCGGCUGAAGUUCCCUUUUUCUUCUUCUUUUUCUAGCUCGUCUUAGUGGGCAUCGUUUUCCAAGCAAAGAAGAGGAGGAUGCCGCACUGAUAUAUCAAUACAACCCGGUUUAUUGCGAUCCAGAGAAAACCCACUUCGAACAGUGCUACAUUUUCAAGUAG